GAUGAGAUGGACAGCAGAUCAUCACACACACACACGCAUGUCAAGUUCAGAGCAGAAUUCUGGAUUUGACUCAAUAGUCUGGUCACUCCAGUGUCUGACUUUAAUGUCACAUUGUGUGGUGGCCAUGUUGGCUGGAAGGUUGCCGCCAGUGCCCGAGGGCCACAGACCCCCAGGGGCCACACAUGACAUUGCUGUGAUAUGAUUUAUUGUAAUACUGUUACUAUUUGGGAAAGUGCACCACUAAAGUAUCAACUGAUAUGAUGAGGGCCUUAAAGUAUUUCUAACAUUAAUUAUUCCUAACUUGAUAAGCGAUAACCAAUGUGUAAGUUGGGGGGGGGGGGGUACCUUUUAUAUAUUAUUAUAAUGUAACAGUCAAAUUACUUUUAAAAAUCUGCUUCAAAAUAUAAAUUUAGAGCUUUGGCAGAAAAAUUACGUGUUUAUGUAGGACCCUAUAAUGAGAAGCUUGAGAAAUGCAUGUAUUGGUUCUUUAAAGGUGCAUCCUGCUUUAUUACCAAACUUUGAGGACAUGAGAAUGUUUUAAGACCAGCGAUGUUUUGUCCUAUGUUGUGCUUACAUGUUCAAAGUAACACACAAUAACAUCUGGCUCUAUUUGAUAAUCUGCCGUUGGAACACAGUGCACACAGAUUGAGGGAGUUAAAUGGUGUUUCACAGAGGAACUCAAUUUUGCUCAAGGGCCCCCAGAUCGAUUAAUCCAACCCUUACCACGACAUAAUACAUCUGAGGUACCAUAAACAUCAGACACUUUAUUCCAACAUUACUCAGCCAAUUUGUCUUCUACUUUUAACAAUGACAACAUGCAUGUCUGAAAAGAUUUCAGAGAGAAAGCAUGACCAGGGAAAAUGUACAGUCAGGUCUUAAUGGGUUUACGGGGUUACCAAGGGUUUUAAUUGUGUAGAUGAACAGGAAUAUACUUUAUCAAGCAUUGUUUUCUUUUCUUUUUUAUUAUUGGUGAAAAACCUUGCAUUUGUUCGUAAAUCAUGUUUAAAAAAAUCCAAUAAACAUGUUACAUAAAGAUUCGUCUUGGAUUGUCUGAUGUAGUGAAGUAACAAUGCACAAACCAGAUCAGUUUUUUUUUUUAAAUACCAUGUUUUUUUUAUGACUACUACAAAGCCGAACAAAGGGCCAAUUUAACGCCUAAAUUGCACGGGGUAACUCGCAGUCACAUGCUGGCCAGCAUGAUAAAUGCAUUCACAUUGGAGUCAACAGGGGGGAAACCCGGGCAGUGCUGCAAAGGAAGCGCUUGGUGGAAACUGGAAACUCGUGUAGCGAUCGAUUGCUACUGUCUGAUCUCUGUGAUGUAAAGAUGGAUGCCUGCCGAAAUAGCCCUGUUCUGGCCAAUGCUUGCUGCACUACAGCAUGACCACAGCAGCGUCGGCUCAUCUGGUAGUUCUGGCAAAUGAAAAUGGAGGAGGUUUCAAUGUCCAGCCUGGACAACAGCAAGCUGGAGGGCCUAGCUCAGGACAUCCUGUCUGACCUGGUGGAGGAUGCAUGCCUGGGUCUUUGCUUCGAGGUCCACCGGGCUGUCAAGCAGGGCUAUUUUUUCCUGGAUGACACGGACCAAGAAAGCAUGAGGGACUUUGAAAUCGUGGACCAGCCGGGAUUGGAUGUGUUCGGCCAGGUGUACAACCAGUGGAAGAACAAAGAGUGUGUAUGUCCCAACUGCAGCCGAAGCAUUGCUGCCUCACGCUUUGCCCCGCAUCUGGAGAAAUGCCUGGGGAUGGGACGCAACAGCAGCCGUAUAGCCAACCGCAGAAUAGUCACCGGUAACAACACCAACAACAAGUCAGAGAGCGACCAAGAGGAUAAUGACGACGUCAAUGAUAAUGACUGGUCUUACGGGGCAGAGAAGAAAGCCAAGAAAAGGAAAUCUGACAAGAAUCCAAACUCACCCAGAAGAUCUAAGUCAUUCAAGCAUAAGAGCAGCAUGAUGGGUCCUAGACGUCGCAUGGACAACCAGGAGAGUCCGCGCAUGCUGAUGAAAGAUGAGGCCUUCCCUCAAUAACGCACUCGGCCACAAACACACAUUCUCUUGCCAUCGUGUGUGCACAUACACACAAACGGGCACACAGUAACACUCAACGGGACUCAACGGACGUCCAUGUUACAGGUGACAUUCAUGGCGUUUGCUGCUCUGCAGAAGCAGUCCAGACCUCCCACUGUAUACUUGACAGAUUUUCUUUUUUUUCCACAAAAUCAUCGAACAAACACUCGUUUUUUUUUUUUCUUUUGUUGUAGUAAAUUUUGUCUCUGAUUUUUUUUUUUUUUAAUCUUUUUUUGCUGGAGUCCAAAAUAAUGAAUAUCACCAUGUACGAUUUCACUGCACAGAGGUAGCUUCUGGUGUCAUUCAUGCAGCGGCAGCUGUGUGAAGAGUGAACGUGUGCACAUACACUAUGUUGUUUCAAAUACAGAAAGGAUUAGGCAUUAGGUGUACUUCUAUUUCCUCACCUUUUUAAAAUUGCAUUCUUUGAAAAAUAUUGUCAAAGACAAUCAUUACUAAUGGUUUGUCUUUUAUUUUAGCAUUCGCUGCAGGCUCAUAGUUCUCCAGUUGAAUCACAGCACAGUGUUUGAGAGAGAAGCAACCCUCAGUUUGUCAUUCACCUGUGAAAACUUGUUUAAAAAAAAGAAGUUCAGUAAAUGAACCCUUCAUUCUACAAACAGGUAUUUUCUGCAGACUGCAGGUUUGUUUCGUUUCAUUUCAUUCUCGGUGGAUUUGUCGGCUUGUUUUCUAGCGUUUAAAAAUGUCUUUGUAUCAUGUGUUUACAUUGUAAAGGGUUACAUAUAUCUUUGGUGUGAUGUGAUAGUGUAAAUAUUCCAAUAGUUGAAUUGCUGCUAUCAUGGCUCAGUUUGUUUCUUCUGUGUAGCAUAAUAAAUGAUUUGUUACCUGUCGUUAUGUCUGGUGGUAACUUUGGACUGAAUGGGGGGUUUGAUCAUAACUCUGCUCAGGUACUUACGAUUGAAGACCAAAUGGCCAACAGGGGAUGCUGUUGAUCAAAAGAAGAGGACGAGAGAUGCUUCAGUUUUUAUUAUUUCAAUACACCUCUCUUGUGAGGCUUGCAUGUUGCUUUGUGAAUGUUUUUUUCCCCCAGGGAUUUGCUGUUGUAGAUAUUAUUCUUAGGGAACUAAGACAUGGUAAACAAAAAAAGUUCACAGUUGGAGAUUUUAAUCAAAGGAAAGUGUUGCGCAUCGAGUUCUCUGAACUGAAAACUGCCACUUAUGCUGCCUUCAUGUGCUCCUCCUAAACUCCGAUAUCUGAGCUCUUAUUCAUUUGUGUGUUGGUGGUCGUUAACGCAGGCUAAAAUAAUGUAUCUCAGAUGCAUCAUAUGAUGUAGACAGUGUUAUAUAAAGAAUUUGAGGAGUCUUUGUAAA
Messenger RNA from Anarrhichthys ocellatus (wolf-eel), 3387 nucleotides. It is a transcript of the gene atxn7l3b, whose product is annotated as ataxin 7 like 3b. The transcript has 8 exons. Bases 1418 to 2023 code for a protein of 201 amino acids. Gene Ontology annotation, biological process: positive regulation of DNA-templated transcription; regulation of transcription by RNA polymerase II. NCBI's taxonomy places the organism in Eukaryota, Metazoa, Chordata, Actinopteri, Perciformes, Anarhichadidae. Gene Ontology annotation, cellular component: SAGA complex; DUBm complex. Gene Ontology annotation, molecular function: transcription coactivator activity. The record is from RefSeq and is a predicted model, not a curated record.